Molecule: messenger RNA, 564 nt
Organism: Alnus glutinosa
Lineage: Eukaryota; Viridiplantae; Streptophyta; Magnoliopsida; Fagales; Betulaceae
Product: histone H4
Exons: 1
Coding region: 75-386 (103 amino acids)
Biological process (GO): nucleosome assembly
Cellular component (GO): nucleosome
Molecular function (GO): DNA binding; protein heterodimerization activity; structural constituent of chromatin
Source: RefSeq, a predicted model, not a curated record
UUGGAUGGUUUGGGGGUCUCUCUAAUUUCUUUGGGUUUUAGCUUUUGUUCUGUGUGAUUUUAAGGUGAUUGAAAAUGUCGGGGCGUGGAAAGGGAGGGAAGGGAUUGGGGAAGGGGGGAGCGAAACGGCACCGUAAGGUCCUGCGUGACAACAUCCAGGGAAUCACCAAGCCGGCGAUUCGCCGAUUGGCUCGCAGGGGCGGUGUGAAGCGGAUCAGCGGUCUGAUCUACGAGGAGACACGUGGCGUCCUCAAGAUCUUCCUGGAGAACGUGAUUCGCGAUGCUGUGACCUACACGGAGCACGCUAGGAGGAAGACCGUGACGGCCAUGGACGUCGUCUACGCGCUCAAGAGGCAGGGCAGGACUCUGUACGGGUUCGGGGGUUAGGGUUUAUGCUGUGAAAAGUCUUGCUGUCAAGAAAACUUGGAUGGGUAGCUUUGUUUUAGGGUUUUUUUUUAUUAUUAUUUUGUUCUAGUUGUGGUAGUUGGCUUUCCUUGUAAUUCCACCUCUGAAUUGCAACAUUAAAAGAUUUAAUGGAAAAGUUAAGUUUUGUUAGCUUCUUCAA